AUGGUACAGACGAGGUCGAGUGCAAAAAAGGUCUCUGUGGAGCCGGAGGAUUCCAAGUCGGUCUCGUUCCAAGAGGAACCUGAGGUGACUGAAGACGAGCUCAAAGAGAAGCUUCAGGAGAUUGCUGCAGAGGAUUCAGCUUUUGAAAAGCCUGAGCUUCCAUCUUCUGAUGAUAUUGCUGGUGUCUGGUAUAGGAUAGAGGCUAUCCUCGCGCCUGUCGUGUUUACUCUCCUAUCCGUGUUCACCAGAGUGUACAGGAUCGGUGUUAAUAACCACGUUGUGUGGGACGAAGCCCAUUUCGGCAAAUUUGGUUCGUAUUACUUGAGGCAUGAGUUCUAUCACGAUGUCCAUCCUCCUCUUGGAAAAAUGUUGGUUGGUUUUUCAGGAUACCUAGCCAACUACAAUGGUUCAUGGGACUUUCCAUCUGGACAAGAGUACCCAGAAUAUGUUGAUUAUGUCAAAAUGAGGCUCUUCAACGCAGCGUUCAGCGCGUUGUGUGUUCCCUUUGCAUACUUCACAAUGAAGGAGAUUGGUUUCAACAGAAAGACCACCUGGCUGUUCACGCUAAUGGUGCUGUUUGAAACGUCGUACUGUACUCUAGGCAAAUUCAUCCUUCUGGACUCGAUGCUGCUUCUGUUCACGGUUACGACGGUGUUUGCCUUUGCGCGGUUCCAUAAUGAGAACUCAGUGCCUGGAAACGAGUUUUCUCGCAAGUGGUGGAAAUGGCUAUUGCUUACUGGUAUCAGUAUUGGAUGUGUCUGUUCGGUCAAGAUGGUGGGUUUGCUGGUGACAACUCUAGUUGGAAUCUACACUGUUGUGGAUCUCUGGAACAAGUUUGGUGACAAGAACCUCUCUUAUAAAAGAUAUGCUUCCCACUGGGCUGCACGUUUCUUUGGCCUUAUCGUUAUCCCAAUGGGAAUCUUCUUGUUGUGUUUCAAGAUCCAUUUUGAUCUGCUUACCGGUUCUGGCCCUGGUGACGCAAACAUGUCAUCUCUGUUCCAGGCCAAUCUGAUUGGUUCCAAUGUUGGUGGUGGUCCCCGUGAGGUGAUGACUUCUGGUUCUCUAGUCACUUUGAAAAACCAAGGCUUGGGAAGUGGUCUGUUGCAUUCGCACGUCCAGACCUAUCCUGCUGGCUCCAACCAACAACAGGUCACCACCUACUCUCACAAAGAUUCCAACAACGACUGGAAAUUCGAACUUGCCAGAGGUGAUCCCCGUCUAAGCUUCCAUGAGCCCCACCCGGUCGUGCACGGAAUGUCUGUUAGACUUGUUCACCAAAUGACUAGUAGAAAUUUGCACACUCACGAAAUUCCCGCACCAGUUCUGUCUUCGGCCUGGGAAGUGAGUGGCUACGGAAACGACACUAUAGGUGACCACAAGGACAAUUGGGUGGUUGAUAUCGUUGACCAAUACGGAUCAGAGGACAAAUUGCGUCUGCACCCAUUGACCUCGUCUUUCCGUCUUUACUCUCCAGCGAUGAACUGUUACCUCGGCACUUCUGGAAACUCUCUUCCACAAUGGGGUUUCCGCCAGGGUGAAAUAGUUUGCCACAAGAACCCUUUCAAGCGUGACAAAAGAACCUGGUGGAAUAUCGAGAAUCACGUCAACGAGGACUUGCCUCUUCCUCCUGAUGACUUCAAGCUUCCAAAAACCCACUUCUUGAAGGACUUCGUCCAACUGAAUUUGGCGAUGGCUGCCACCAACAAUGCUCUUGUUCCAGAUCCUGAGAAGCACGACGAACUAGCCUCUUCUGCUUGGCAAUGGCCAACUCUCAAUGUGGGUAUCAGACUCUGUGGUUGGGGUGACGAGGCAGUCAAAUACUACUUGAUUGGUUCUCCCGCGACCACGUGGACAUCCUCAGUUACUCUAGUGAUCUUUUCUCUACUGGUCUUAUACCAUUUGAUCAGAUGGCAGAGACAAAUCGACGACUUUGGUGUGUUAAAGUCCCCUGAAGAGAAGACAGUUUUCGACAAGUCAAGUGACCUGAACUUGUUCGUUAUGGGUGGAAUAUAUCCAAUGUUUGGCUGGGGUCUUCACUUUUUGCCAUUCGUCAUCAUGUCGAGAGUCACUUAUGUGCACCACUACCUACCCGCACUUUACUUUGCGAUGAUGGUGUUCUGCUACGUUGUCCAGGUUCUCACGCAACGUAUCAAAUACGUUGGUAUCCAGAACUUGAUCUACACUGUGCUUUACAUUCUUGUGGUUGGCUUCUUUGUCUUUUUGAGCCCAAUCGUGUUUGGAAUGGACAAACCAAGCGACGACUACAAAUAUCUGAACCUGCUCAGCAGCUGGAGAAUUAUCAAUCCUCAACAGUGA
This is a messenger RNA of Kuraishia capsulata CBS 1993, 2316 nucleotides long. RefSeq lists its product as uncharacterized. Gene Ontology annotation, cellular component: endoplasmic reticulum; membrane. Gene Ontology annotation, molecular function: dolichyl-phosphate-mannose-protein mannosyltransferase activity. Bases 1 to 2316 code for a protein of 771 amino acids. The record is from RefSeq and is a predicted model, not a curated record. Lineage: Eukaryota; Fungi; Ascomycota; Pichiomycetes; Pichiales; Pichiaceae. The transcript has a single exon. Gene Ontology annotation, biological process: protein O-linked glycosylation via mannose.